Messenger RNA from Carya illinoinensis, 609 nucleotides. RefSeq lists its product as uncharacterized. The record is from RefSeq and is a predicted model, not a curated record. Bases 1 to 609 code for a protein of 202 amino acids. The transcript is spliced from 2 exons. NCBI's taxonomy places the organism in Eukaryota, Viridiplantae, Streptophyta, Magnoliopsida, Fagales, Juglandaceae.
AUGUUGGAGGCGGUUGAGAAGUUUGAGAAGGCUUUCAGGCAGAUAGAGAGUGAGGAUUAUAAUUUCCUCUCUUACUUUGAUGAUGGGCACAUGGGACCUCCUAAAACUACGGAGUGGGAGAUAGUGUGGGUGUUUGUCAAGUUUUUUGAGAUGUUUUAUGAAGCCACUACUAGAUUUUCUGGAUCUUUAUAUGUGACAGCCAACACUAGUUUUUUAGAGAUUUGUGAUCUCCAAACUGAAUUGAUUAUGCUGAGCGAGAAUAGUAUUGGGGGUCCACGAAGCAAGUUAGGGCUUCUUACUUUUCAUUUGAAGAAAAUCCAUGAUGAGUUUCGUGCUGAGGAGUUGGUUUCAAAUGUGAGACAACUAUUAACAGAUUUGUAUGCAGAGUAUAAUGCUACAUUCGAUUCCACCAUGAGUACACCAGUUUCUCAACCCCUUCCAACAUCUAGAUCCAUGAAUGAAGGAGAUGGCAAACGUGAGACCAAAUGGUUCCAGGAGUGGUAUAGGGCAUCUUCCGCCAUGGGACCUAGUAUUACCAAAAUUGAAGUGGAUCGAUAUUUAUCAUAUGGUUGUGAGGCACUCAGCGCAUCGUUUCACUUGUUGACUUAG